Messenger RNA from Athene cunicularia (burrowing owl), 5007 nucleotides. RefSeq names its product small G protein signaling modulator 1-like. Bases 152 to 2110 code for a protein of 652 amino acids. NCBI's taxonomy places the organism in Eukaryota, Metazoa, Chordata, Aves, Strigiformes, Strigidae. Gene Ontology annotation, molecular function: GTPase activator activity. Gene Ontology annotation, biological process: activation of GTPase activity. The transcript has 13 exons. The record is from RefSeq and is a predicted model, not a curated record.
GCUGGACUCUCUCUGGGAAGUGUGGGAUGCUGCUGUGUUUGCUGAUCAAAACUCUCCUCUCCGUUGACCUCCCGUGGCUCAGCUGACCCCGGGGCUGUGCCAGGCAGCAGCUGAUGCUCCUCUCCGCCCUCUUACAGUGCCCCAGGACCUGAUGGACGCACCGGGCACUGGCCUGCCUCCCAUGUGGCAACCCAGCACCCGCAAGUCCUCCUGCUCCUCCUGCUCUCAGAGCGGCUCCUCCGACGGUGGGCCGUCCAACGGCUGCAGCCACGAGAGAGCUCCGCUGAAGCUCUUGUGUGACAAUAUGAAGUAUCAGAUCCUCUCCCGGGCCUUCUACGGCUGGCUGGCCUAUUGCAGACACCUCUCCACGGUGCGAACCCACCUGUCCGCGCUGGUUCACCACAACAUCGUGUCUCCCGACGUGCCCUGCAGCGCCCGCGCGGGGCUGACUGCGGACAUAUGGCAGAGAUACCUGCAGGACAGCACGAGCUACAAGGACCAGGAGCUGCUGCGGCUCAUCUACUACGGCGGGAUCCAGCACGAGAUCAGGAAGGCUGUCUGGCCCUUCCUUUUGGGCCAUUAUCAGUUCGGGAUGACGGAGGCAGAAAGGAAGGAGGCUGACGACCAGAUCCGCACCUGCUACGAGCACACCAUGGCGGAGUGGCUGGGCUGCGAGGCCAUCGUCCGGCAGCGGGAGAAGGAGUCGCACGCGGCAGCUUUGGCCAAGUGCUCCUCGGGGGCCAGCCUGGAUUCCCACAUCCAGAGGAUGAUGCACCGCGACUCAACGAUCAGCAACGAGUCGUCGCAGAGCUGCAGCUCCGGCCGACAGAAUCACGCCCGGCUGCAGAGCGACUCCAGCUCCAGCACACAGGUGUUUGAGUCUGUCGAUGAGGUGGAACAGAUGGAAGAUGGCAAACAAAGCAAGAUCCCCAAUGGGACGGUUCCCAACGGCGCGUGUUCCCCUGAUUCUGGCCACCCCUCUUCCCAGAACUUCUCCAUCGCGUCGGGAUUCUCGGAGCGCAGCUUCAGCAACGAGGACAGUGCCCUGGACACCAACAAAUCCUCGGGCAGCUCUCAGGGAAAGGCCGGCGGGUCCGACGUGCCAGGCCCGCAGGACGCGGAUGGUGCCCGGCAGGAGGAGAAGCUGCAGGGCCAAGACAGCCUGGAAGGCGAAUUUGCCCCCGGCGGAAGCGUGGAUUUUGUUCCUGUGGGUGAGAGCUCGUCAGGGGUCCUGCGAGAUCGUGACACCGUGGCCCUGACUGUGGUAGAGAGCUGGGCAGACAGCGAAGCUGAAAAGCAAAGCUUGGUGGAGAGUGAAGACAACCUCUCUGAGGAGCCGGAGAUGGAGAGUUUGUACCCGCAGGUGGAUUCUCUGGCUGUAGCUGAUCUGGCCAACAGCGAAACCUCUGCUGUCUCCUCGUCGGGUGUCACCUACUCGCCAGAGCUGCUGGACAUGUACACGGUGAACCUGCACCGCAUCGAGAAGGACGUGCAGCGGUGUGACCGCAACUACUGGUACUUCACCCCCGCCAACCUGGAGAAGCUCCGCAACAUCAUGUGCAGCUACAUCUGGCAGCACAUCGAGAUUGGCUACGUGCAGGGCAUGUGUGACCUGCUGGCCCCUCUCCUGGUCAUCCUGGAUGAUGAGGCUCUGGCUUUCAGCUGUUUCACGGAGCUGAUGAAGAGGAUGAAUCAGAACUUCCCCCACGGAGGAGCCAUGGACACCCACUUUGCCAACAUGAGAUCUCUGAUCCAGAUUCUGGACUCUGAGCUCUUCGAGCUGAUGCACCAGAACGGCGAUUACACACAUUUCUACUUCUGCUACCGAUGGUUUCUCCUGGACUUCAAGAGAGAGCUGGUGUACGAUGACGUGUUCGCUGUCUGGGAGACCAUCUGGGCAGCUGCACACGUUUCCUCUGCACACUAUGUGCUCUUCAUAGCCCUGGCUUUGGUGGAAAUGUACCGGGACAUCAUUUUGGAGAACAACAUGGAUUUUACAGACAUCAUCAAGUUUUUCAAUGAAAUGGCCGAGCGACACAACACCAAGCAGAUCCUGAAGCUGGCUCGGGACCUCGUCUACAAAGUCCAGACUCUGAUCGAGAACAAGUGAAGGCCGUGGGGAAGACGAGGCAUCCAGACGAAGAGCCGUGACUCCCCUUCGAUGCUUCCUCCCCUUCUCCUUUGUCUCCCAGUGCCACGCCUGUGGAAGGUGAGGUAGUUGGACACACGCUGCUGUCUGUACUGGAAGUACCCUUAGCGCUCCAAGUGCUGUGGUCAGUGUUAGGUCCGGGGGCCCCGGCUCAGCUCUUCGCAGCCUUCUUCGGUGAUGUAACCAAAGAUCCGUACGAUUGCAUUUCCUUGCUGAGGACUCUCCUCGGAAGCAGGACGCGGGCAGUCGCUGCCUCGCCUCGCUGCAGCAAGCGGGGUGUCCCCCCACCAACAACCGCCGAGGCGGCUGCCAGCGCCCCGGCUCCGAGCUGGGGGCUGCGGGGGCCGAGCUGCGGCGCUCCUGGCGCUCCGCACCCCCUGUCCCAGGGGAGUAAAGCUGCUGCCUCGCACGCCCCUGCCCCGUGGCACGGGGAGGCCGGGGCCAGCCCUGCAGCCUGAGCAACACCAGGGUGCUGCCAGCACCCACUUUCUUACCGAGAUCAUGAGGUUCUGCCAGGAACAGAGAGGGACUUUGAUCACGGAAAUUCCUCUUCUUUUGAUCCUGUCCCUUGAUCCAUAGCAUCCCCUUUAGUAUUUUCAUUUUUUUUUUAGGGCUCUGUUUUCUCCCCGGGAUUUUUACGUUGUUUGUUACUACAAUAUCUGAGCACACAAGAGUUUCAUCUCUGGAUGGAUUUUUAGAAGAGCUCUGAAUUCAGCAUUGGGUUUUUCUUUCAAAAUCCAGCCUCUGUAACGCUCUGAACACUGGUAAAUCUGGUCCUAACCUCCUCUGGGAACUCUAGAAUUGAGGUUUUCUCACCUGCCUUACUCUAGCUGCUCGUAUUAGGAGUCUGGUCUCCUUAUGGUCCCUCUGCAGCCCCUGUUUGGGGAGGGCUCCUCAGGGGGACAAGUCAGAGCUCCGACUUCGGGGAUUGUCCUGACUUUCCCUCUGGAGGUGCCCAUCUCUUCCUCUGUUAAUUAUAAGACCAGCUGCUCAAAGCUAGACAGUGCAAACAAUCCCCUUGGUGCCUGCAGGUUUUCUGUGUGCUUCUGGGGCUGGCUGCGAAGCCCCCUAAGUCCACUGAAAGUCUCCAGUUAGGUCUCGGUGGGCUUCUUUCACACGCCUGUGAAGAGGGAAAGAGCCCAAGGUCCCUGAGUGGUCUUUGCUUUUGGAAGAUGCACUUUUGCGGCCGCUUUUCCUGCAGUGGCUCUCCAGCGUCGCAGCCCCUGGAGCACACUGCAUGAAGUGCCUCUCCAGCACUACCAGCGUGAGAGCUGAGCUGCUGUGCCGUGCCACGGCUGCGCGACGGAGGGUUUGGAUUCAUUUUUCAACUCAGGUAAAAACAAUAAAGGGAAAGGAAGAGGGGCGGGUUGGUGGUAGGUCCACUUCAGCCAGGGAGGGCUUUGUCACGGCCACAGAAGGCUGCCGUGAACGUGUGCUUUCAGCAGCAGGGAAGACGCUGGGUUGUAGCUCUCUCUAAGGGUACUUUCUCUCGAGUUUUGCUGCAAAAAUUCGUGUUCCCCCUCCGUGCGAUGUGUGGUGUGUGUGUGUGUGUGUGUGCUCUCCUCCUCCCCUCUGCGAGACAAGGCCCUGCUCUUUUGCUGUUGGAGUGCUGCUCACCAGAAGGGAAAAGGGGCCCUUCCCUCCUUCUGGGGAACAUCUGUGUGCUGACUGUGUUUUGUAUUUAUUUGUGGCAUGUGUCAGAUGUUGCUUGCAGAGAAGAGACAGAUGUGAAUCUGCAGAAGAGAGAACGGCUGUUCAGAAAAGUUCUGCAGAGCGUGCUGAGGUGGUUUUCAGUUUCUGAGCAAACGGGCUCAUCUGUCUGCAGUUCUGGGACAUGGAGCCUGCAGUAGAAAAACCAGGGAAUGGUGGUGAAGUGAACCCUUUGGGGAAGAGGCUGCAGCAGGGGGUGAGAGCAACGGGGAGCCCCUGGUGUCUCUCCAUCCCAGCAGGCAAAUGGGUGCCAAGAGUCUCGGAAAGGCUUUGGAGCAGUUUUCUGCAGCAGAUCUCCAAAGAGCGCUGGGUCUGGGGUAGCACAGGAAACAAAAGCUUCGAAUCUGCCAGGUCGCGUGUGAGUCUCUCAUCUUCCCACAAAGCAGAGCGAAAAGCUCGUGCCUGCCCCGCCAGGCUGUUGCUGUUCCCUCCAGGUCCUAGGACAGGUAACGUUUGGCUGCAUCGCCCUCUUCGAAGGGGGAGUGCUCUGCCCUCCCCUCCUGCGGGACGGGAACCAGGGGGUCAGCUUGAGCAUGGUCCUAUCAAGCAACAUCACUGACACUUUUAUCUUUCAAGCUUCUGUUUUUUCUUUCCUUGGUUUUUAAACAAAAACAGCCAAGAAAUUCUGCACAAUAUUUGCUGUCUGUAUUAACUGAGAGUGUCUUUGGGCCGCUCAAUAGCAGUGUUUUUCGAGUAACUUCUCGGGGUGGGGGGGAAAAAGUAUUUAUUUAUUGAUUGUACAUUACUGUGUGUCCUUGUAUACUGAAGUGUGUGAGUGUGUGUUGUUAUGCAAAUGGAGAUAUUAUCUUUUCAGUGUUCUUCACGAUAUCUUGUAAAUGUUUACCAGAAAAUCGUGUCUAUAUAUAAUAUAUAUAUACAGUAUAGAGAGAAAAGAUGUGAAUUAAGUGGGUUAUUUUUUGAGGGGGGGGGGGCAGGGGGAAGAAAUAUUUUGCUUCUAAGAACUGUGUGGUUUCUAGAGCACCUAUUCCAUGAUGUGCCAAUCUGUCACUGUCCCUGUGCUGUGAGAAUUGUUCCGGUAUGGCAACAGGAAGCCCAGAGCAGAACCACCGUCAGGACCUCAACUGGGCUUGGUUUUAGUUCUGACUUUAAAACUGGAAAAGAAGAAAAAAAGGGAGGAGGAAAAAAAA